Sus scrofa (pig) is the source of this 4047-nucleotide messenger RNA. It is a transcript of the gene SPCS3, whose product is annotated as signal peptidase complex subunit 3. The record is from RefSeq and is a predicted model, not a curated record. Gene Ontology annotation, biological process: protein targeting to ER. NCBI's taxonomy places the organism in Eukaryota, Metazoa, Chordata, Mammalia, Artiodactyla, Suidae. Gene Ontology annotation, cellular component: membrane; signal peptidase complex.
GGGAGGCGGGGGCGCGCUCGCACGCGUCGCGGGACCGGAAAGGAGGCGGGGCCGCGACGGCGCGCCCCCGGAACGCGCGGCGCAGGCGGCGCGGAUCGCUGGGAGCCGGUCCGCGGCCGGAACGGGGUCCCGGGUGUGCGUGUGGAGCGGGGCUCGGGGCGUCCGCCGCGAUGAACACGGUGCUGUCGCGGGCGAACUCGUUGUUCGCCUUCUCGCUGAGCGUGAUGGCGGCGCUCACUUUCGGCUGUUUCAUCACCACCGCCUUCAAAGACCGGAGCGUCCCGGUGCGGCUGCACGUCUCUCGGAUCAUGCUAAAAAAUGUAGAAGACUUCACUGGACCUAGAGAAAGAAGUGAUCUUGGAUUCAUUACUUUUGAUAUAACUGCUGAUCUAGAAAAUAUAUUUGAUUGGAAUGUUAAGCAGUUGUUUCUUUAUUUAUCAGCAGAAUAUUCAACAAAAAAUAAUGCCCUGAACCAAGUUGUCCUUUGGGACAAGAUUGUUCUGAGGGGUGAUAAUCCGAAGCUGCUGUUGAAAGAUAUGAAAACAAAGUAUUUUUUCUUUGACGAUGGAAAUGGUCUCAAGGGAAACAGGAAUGUCACUUUAACCCUAUCUUGGAAUGUUGUACCAAAUGCUGGAAUUCUACCUCUUGUGACAGGAUCAGGACAUGUGUCUGUCCCAUUUCCAGAUACAUAUGAAAUAACGAAGAGUUAUUAAAUUAUUCUGAAUUUGAAACAACAUAUUUUUAUACCUAAUGAAUCGUAUUUCAUUUAUCUCUUCCCUUGCAUCUUCAUUUGUUUUUAGUUGUUAACUUUUUGGGGGGGGGCACAAGAGUGAACAUCAAAAGGCAUAUUUGAAGGGAAAGAUUAAAGUGCUACUUAAACUUAAUUUUACAAACAGAAACAAAGGCCACUAGAGUGGAGUAUCAUAAGGAUUUGUAAAAUAUUUAUAUUUGAAGUAUUCCCUGUAUUUCCAUUAUUCUUUAUGGAAUAUGAAGUGAGCAUGAAGGGCAGUUAAACCUUUCUGGUGCCUGUGGAGUUAGAGGAACCCUGUGCUUUGCACUUAUGCAGGUUCACAUUGGGUGUGAUUUAGAAGCAGACAUUCUCUCUUAGCUCUUUGAGGGUAUGUCUAAAUACUGGAAAAAUUAAGUUGUUGAGAAGUCUGUUUUACAAAAUAGCCAAAAGUGAUGGAAUUUUAUUCCGUUUGUCUAAAGAAUGCCCACAAUGCUUGGUUUUCUUAUAGGAGACUGGCAACUUGCUCCACUAAAGACUAAAUACCUCUUUACAUGCUGUAAAUCAUUCUAAAUCAUUUUAAAGUCUCUUAAGUCAAUCCAAUGUGUGUUUCUCAGUGCUUUUUUAAAAAAAGUUCCUUGGUAUUAUGUCUGUGUGUGUGUGUUUUUUUUUUUUUUUUUUUUUUUUAAACAUUGCCACUGGAAGUUAAAAAUGCAUGGUUUAUCCUAUGAGUUAAAUUUGUUCUGGUAAGCAUGCCUAGUGCCACUGAGAGGUAAUUAUCUAAGAUUUUUUUCUAGUUCCAUAUUUUGCUAAAAUGGUGUGCUUUUCCAUUUACAAGCACUCAUGUAUUUUACUGUAUGUGAUCCUCAGAAUCUAAUGAGGUAAGUAGUACAAAUGUUAGCUCUUUGCAGAUAAAGAAACUGAAACCCAGAAGUUCAUUGAAUUGCUUCAAGGUUAUUACCUAGCUAGCAAGGAAGAGAGUUAACCCUUGAACUCUCAUUUAUCUCUUCCCUUGCAUCUUCAUUCGUUUUUGAACAUCUGAUCUUAAACUAUGAUCUAAUUCUCUGAUUAUAUCCUUUCCUUUAUACCUCAGAUUACAGACUAAUCAAAAUUCACUUAUAUAAUUUUCAAUAUAUUUUUUGUUACCCUGGAUGCCCUUUGAAUUACCCACCAGAGGUUUCCCAUCCUGUAUGGAAGUGACUAAUUUUCAAGUUGCCAACAAUUUAUAUAGAGGUAAUAUCUCACUCUUUCUCUACAUAAAUUUUAUUCAUGUUAAGAGUGUAAGAAUCCAAAUGUAUCUAAAAAUAAUUUAGAGAUUGAUUAUAUGAUCAUAUUUAACAUAAUUUUUUCCUGCAGUGGGCAAACAAACAUCCUCAAAGGAAGCAGCUACAAAUCAGUCACCCUGAAAAGCAAAACCACACACUGUAGGUGCACUGUCAGCAGUGACCACCAAGGGCUAAUGUUUCCUAAGAAUAACAUUUGUUAUACUUAGUUCAUGUGAAAUAACAGCUCCCUUUAGUUAUAUCAGUUAUAGGACAUGUGUUCCUGUGAAGUCAGAGGUAUCCUGAAUACUGCACUGAGUUUGGCUCCCAAAUUUUUAUUAAACUUUUCAGGGCUUCAUUUCUUUAUGUCUAAAAUGAGAAAGUUGGACUAGUUAAAUUAAAUAAUGGUUCUUUUAUACCCCACAAGUCUAUAAAAUUCUUGUACUUGUUGGGCAAGAAAGAUUGAACAGAAAAGCACCUUAGUAAUGUAAAGACAGCAAGGUGAAUUAACAUACACUUCGUAUUGAUCUGACUUCGUUUUUGUUAGAAUCUACAUCCAGAAAUUUAACCCCAUGUAGUUUGUACAAAUACCAGACAAGGAAACUUAAAAUUGGCCACUGUCACAGCUUAAAGAUGUGUGUUCUUUGGGGUGUGUUCUCCCCAAAGGGACAUGCAGUGAGCCUGUGGCUUUGGCGGGUCGAGGGCCUGGAUCUGUGUCUGCUGGAGAUGAACAGAUUUAACUCAGUGAUUGUUCAGUCUGUGCCUACCUGCUCUUGGAGUUUGCUGAGGAAUAGUAGAAAGGCUCAUUUGAAUGAAGGGUAAAUAGUUUUUUGCUUUUACGUAAGGGAAGCUGCUCAGGAUAAGAUGCCCAAAGUGGGAAUAAGAACUCCUCUCAGGAGCUCAUUUUUGGGUGUGCAGCUUUGCAGGUUCACUGAAGUUCUACCAACCUGUUGCUUAGUUGGUAACUGUACCGUCUAUUUUAAUGUCAGUGUUUUCAUGAGUCUUACAGUCUCCACAAAGACCUGAGGCUUCAUACUUACACAAACCUAAGAAUGAGGAGGAAUAUCUGAGUGAGGAGGUGAUCCUGGGGAAAGAGAAUAAUUGCAAGACACUUAUUAAAGUAGUUUAGAAAUGAGUCAAUUUUAAGAUGUGCUGCUUACAUGGCCCUUUUCUCUAGACAAACAGCUCUAUCAGUAUUUUGUUACUCCCUUCAUUGAUUGCAUUUGGUUCCUUCGUGCUUAAAGGGAAAUAACAGAAAACUGAAGAAAUUCCUUACGGUGUAAUAGGAAUGGUUACUGUGAGUUUCCGCCCUGGAAUCAUUUGACAGCUCUGGUGGGUCUGGCUAGCCUAGUAACACACUAAGAGGUGGGCUUUAAGGCUGUAAGGAAUAUUUAUUUGUUCACUAUUCUAUCUAAAGCUUAGUGAUCCAAAGCUUAACAUCUGUGGAGUAUAGGUUAAUGGAAAUACUUUGAUGCUUUGGACAUCAAAUGAGUUUACGGGGGAAGAAAACAAGCUGUGAAGUUUGGUAGUAAACAUCCAUCCAUUUCAGAAGCUUUCCUUGCUUUUAGCAGAUGGCCUGUGUACCUUUCAUUCAUGUUGAUUCCAAGUGGUUUAAAGAGUUCUAUUUCAAAAAAGUUGUUGCACGUUUUGAUGCAAUUCAGAAACUGUUCACUUUACAAAAUGAUGAAAACGUGAAAAUACUGAAGAUAUGUUUGAGGAUUUUCUUAAUUGCAAUAAAUGUUCAGUGUUUUUCUAAUGAAAAUGCAUUUUGUUUACAAGUGAGAGUAUGCAUUUUAAAAGAUUUUCAGAUUUAUGCUUUUUUAAAUGUGAAGCUGCUGAACUAAAAGGAAAUGGAUGAAUCCGAGUCUAAGAGUAAACUGGAGUUUUUUCUUUUUUAAUGUGAGGUGGGCGGGGAAGGCUAGUCACACUCAAAUCUUUCUGCACUAGACUGUGAGCUCUCUGAGGGCAGUCUGUUGACUUUAUCCUUGUAUCUUCCCCAGCGCCUAGCACAGUGCUCUGCACAUGAUGGGUGCCCAAUAAAUACUGAUGCUGAAUGAA